AGAUAGAUCAACAUAUGCAUCCAUGCGUCCACCUAAAGGGUUACAAUGGAUCCAUGCCGAAAUUGCUUGUGUUUUAUAAGUUUAGUUGGUUUAGUACGUUUAGUAUAUUCGGUGGCACGGUGUUUUCGGUCGCGGUAAGCGUAUAUUAAAAGGGACAACUGUAUCAGAAUGUCGCCCGACUGGUUUUCGGAAUACGUCACGGUGGACAAUGUGUGCCUAGGAGUCAAUGCCAUUACUUUGGGCUUGAUCUACAAGAUCUACCGGUCAAAGACGAAGAACUUCGAGGCUGUGCAGACGGCACGGCAGUUCGACAUCGACUCGCAUCUGGUGCAAAAGCUGCGGGAGGAGUACCCAGAUGGCAAGGCAGUGCACGCCGUCGUCAGGGGUCAGGUGAAGUCGCUUGGAGACACCCUGAAGAGCAGGCACAUCCGCAGUGCCAAGGCCGUCAUUCAGGAGUGCGUCCUCACUGAGCACAAGAUCCAGUGGAGCCCCUUCUCACGAUUCUGGUCACACACCCAGCGCGAGAUCCAACGCGUCAUCAACUAUGUCCCCUUCGCAUUGGCCUCCCGCCACAGCGGGGCCACGGUCGAGGUCGUCGACCCCCUCGAGUGCGAGGACGUCCCGGUCCAGUGUGUCUACGAGAACUUCAUUCCGAACCGCGAGGGCCUGAGUGGCGUCCUGUUCGGCUGGCUGCGCGGCGAGCAGACAAAGGGCAUCGAGGAGCAGGAGAUGCUCCUCGAAGAGGGCGCCACGCUCACGGGCUUUGGUACGCUUGCCACCGAGAAGGGCACGGAUGCCGUCCGGCUGAUGCCUCCGGCAGACGGCUCCUGCUACUACCUCACCCACCUCAGCCACCCGGCACUCGUGUCCAAGCUGAAGUCGGAGGUGGAUGUCCUCCGGGUGGCCUGCUUCGUUUUUGGCUUCACGGCGGCCGGCCUGUCCGUCUACAUCCUGCUGUCCUGGUGGCAGAGGCGGCAGCGGCGCAUCCAGGAGAUGAAGGAUGCGACAAGGAGGGAGGAGGCCAAGAAGGAGCGCAGAAAGCAGACGCGGGAUGCCGCCGUGGCGUCUGAGUACCCCAACUGCGUCAUUUGCCUCAGCAACCCGGUGGAAGUGAUGAUGCUUGAGUGCGGGCACGUCUGCGUGUGCACGGACUGCGCAGAGCAGGUCAGGGACACGUGUCCCGUUUGCAGAGCGCCCAUCGCGAGGAGCGUGGCGGCCUUCUUACCCUGAGCGGAGGUGGGAUUUGUAGAGGCAUCGCUGCUAUUUCUUUGAAGUGCGGCUGUGUUCUUGAUUUUGUACAGUUUCUGGUGGGGAGUUGUUCGUCGAGGUCUGGCGGUGUGCGGCGCUUCUAUUUGUGAUGACUGCUGAUGGAUGGGGCUCAAAGAACUGAAAGAGGAUGUCUUUAUUUGUGUGAGGUGCCUUUUAUGCAACUUGCUAGUAAGGUGUAGUAGCCGACGAGAGAAAAUGGAGUUCAGAAAUUCUUUCUUUCUCCCUCGUCGGCACGCAUCACAUACUGUAAAACCCUUUAUUUUCGCAGCCUCUAUUUUUUGCGAAUUGGUCACAGAAAACAUAAUCGUGGCUGCUAAAUUUCGUAAAUUUGGAUUUCAGAAAAACAAUGCAGGAGAUGUAGGCGGGAUGCUACAAUCCCUACAACACUAUUCUUAAGGCAAUAUCUCGAAUGUACGGCCGUAUUUUUGGAAAAAGAGGUCGAGAUUGAACCAGGCCGGCGUGGCGCGUGACGUGAAUAUACCUAGUUGCCUCCUCUCUUCGCUUCGCUCCCUCGAGGCCGCGAGGCGGAGAAGACGCGAGGCCGUUCCUUCUCCUCCUUGGAGAAACAUGACGUGAACAUUUCUGUCAAAUGCACCUCCUUUUCUUGAAAUAUACGGUCAUCCGUCUGAGAUAUCGCUGUAUGAGUGAUGUUUCGGUGUUUGUAGCAUCCUGUUGCACGCUUUUGCUGCAUGUUUUGUGGAAUCCAGAUUUCGGUUUAGCAUCCCUUUAAGGACCAAAAUUUUUGCAAGCCCCGAAAUUUCAUAAAUUUUUUAAUUCUCGAAAUUCCCAAAAUUAAGGGCUGACGAACAUUAAGGGUUUUACAAUUGUGUGAAUGUGUAGAGUACACUGAUGUGUGUUCCUGGUGUUACCCUACAUGCAUUUUACUUGUUCCUGCCCAGUAGCAAUGAGGGGAUGGACAAAAUGGUUCUAUUUUCAGUUGGCCAUGACAUACUACUGAUGGCUUAUGUGUGACCAAAAAGGUUCACCGACAAAAACAUGAUACACAUAGACACCCUUUUGAAAUUUCUAGAAAGAUUUUUUUUUUCUUUUUUGUCUUAUUAAUGUAGACAGAAGAACUUGGAUUACUGCUUGUGGGCUCAAAGCAUCUGAAAAGAAUCCAAACUCUGGAGCUUGUCAGACAAAAGCCAUAUGUAAUAAAAACAUCCAGCCGGACUCAAAAAAAAAUUCUAGGUGCUCUCUUGUCACAGAGGACGUAAAAGAAGAAAGAGAAAAUCUCGAAGUGGAUAAGAAGAUCUGUGUAACCAGGUGUAUGGUAGCCCACACAAGUCUCAGCAGAGGCUGUGGUUUCAAUAAAGCUAUGCAGAGAGCAA
This is a messenger RNA of Ixodes scapularis (black-legged tick), 2600 nucleotides long. RefSeq names its product mitochondrial ubiquitin ligase activator of NFKB 1-like. Bases 169 to 1230 code for a protein of 353 amino acids. The record is from RefSeq and is a predicted model, not a curated record. The transcript has 3 exons. Gene Ontology annotation, biological process: protein ubiquitination; organelle organization. Lineage: Eukaryota; Metazoa; Arthropoda; Arachnida; Ixodida; Ixodidae. Gene Ontology annotation, molecular function: ubiquitin-protein transferase activity.